CUGGGCGGGAAAACGGAGCGGAGCAGUCAGUGCUGUUCCCGGUGUUUCUAACGGUUUCCAGCUCUAACCUGACUUGUUCUGGAUCAAAACCAGCGUCCAUAGGUCUACUCUAAUAACUCCUAACAUCCCGCUAGCUUAGUGGGUAAACGCUGUGUUUAAGUAUAUUUGAUCUUGUUCGGCAUCCCGUUAGCUAAUCUAACGGUCGGAAGUGACUGGGCUACGGUUGGACAGGAAUGAGGAAAAUGGCGUCUGGCAAAAUGUGCGUUAGAGGAAGCAAAGAGGAAACGGCAGAGUGGACCGGAUUAUUCAUCAAUGACCUACGGACCAAGCAGGAGUCUCUGGUCUUUGUGAAGAGGAUGAUGGCUGUGGCCGUCUCCUCCAUCACCUACCUGCGGGGCAUCUUUCCAGAGUACGCCUACAGGUCCAGGUACCUGGAAGAUUUGUGCAUCAAGGUUUUGCGGGAGAACAGCAACACCCCUGGCGCCAACAAAGUGGUGAAAUGGAUGAUGGGCUGCUUCGACGCGUUAGAGAAGCAGUAUCUCCAGAUUAUAUCCAUCGGGGUUUACACGGAUCCGGAGGACCGUAAUUGCAUCAUUGAGUCCUACCAGUUUAACUUCAGAUACGCCGAGAAGGGCCCAGAAAUGGACGUACUCAGGAACGAUGAAAUGGAGAUGCAGGUGACCCUGGAGGACACCAAGAGGGCGUCAGUGCUGCUCAUCAGGAAGCUCUUCCUGCUGCUGCAGAACCUGGAUGUCCUCCCCAGCGACGUCCACCUCACCAUGAAGCUCUACUACUACGAUGACGUCACGCCAGCAGACUACCAGCCGCCAGGCUUCCAGGAAGGGGUCUGCGACCGGCUGUGGUUCCAAGGGAUGCCGGUGCACUUCAAAGUGGGCCAGGUGCACACGAGCUACCACUCGCUGAAGGUCCGCGUGUCUGUGGAAGAAGGCCAGGUGAAGAAGCUGCAGGAAGGAAACUACAUGAAGGAGCCUAAGCAGGCUUCCCCAGAGAGAGAAGGGAGCAAGAAUCCUCCAGAGAGGAAAAAAACUGAAGAAGACCUCCCCUCUGAGGAUGAGUCUGCGCAGUUCAAGAAACCCAGAAGACCUCUGGUAAAGAAAAAGGCUGCUCCCAAAUCUGCGGCGAGGAAGAGGAGGAGAAUGUAGGGAGAGCCAGGAGGCCAGCGGGGCAGGGCGGGUCAGCGGGGCGGGGCCGGUUCCAUGGUGCUGUUUGCUGACGCCGUUCAGGUUCUGGGUCACACAGGCUGCUGUGUGCUGACGACACAAAGCACGAGGCAAACGCUGCCGCCACUUCCCAAGGAGCAGUCUGAAGGACGUUUUAUUACACAAAGUUACAAAUGUGUUGUUCUGAUUACUUUCAAAUAAAAAGGCAGGUUUACAGAAA
Fundulus heteroclitus (mummichog) is the source of this 1401-nucleotide messenger RNA. It is a transcript of the gene zte38, whose product is annotated as zebrafish testis-expressed 38. The transcript has 12 exons. The record is from RefSeq and is a predicted model, not a curated record. NCBI's taxonomy places the organism in Eukaryota, Metazoa, Chordata, Actinopteri, Cyprinodontiformes, Fundulidae. Bases 234 to 1163 code for a protein of 309 amino acids.